Zeugodacus cucurbitae (melon fly) is the source of this 1225-nucleotide messenger RNA. RefSeq names its product glycoprotein-N-acetylgalactosamine 3-beta-galactosyltransferase 1. Gene Ontology annotation, molecular function: N-acetylgalactosaminide beta-1,3-galactosyltransferase activity. The transcript is spliced from 4 exons. Gene Ontology annotation, cellular component: membrane. Lineage: Eukaryota; Metazoa; Arthropoda; Insecta; Diptera; Tephritidae. The record is from RefSeq and is a predicted model, not a curated record. The coding region runs from base 96 to 1157 and encodes 353 amino acids.
AUUUCGCAAAAUUUCAUUCUACAUUUGACAAUUGACAGUCUGUGCUUGCUAAGCUCACGAAUUAAUAACGUUACAUUUUUCUUAUUAUCAGCAAAAUGGCCAUCGAUAAACUUGCGUCGGAGGAAAAACCAUCGAAAUGUUACUUGUUGCUACAGUUCAUUAUCGGUCUAGUUAUCGGUGUUUUUCUAGCUAUAGUGAUUUCUUUUUGGGCGCCAUAUUGUCUCGAAUUCAUACAAGCUAAUACAAACGGUAAACAGAUUCGACUGAUUGUGGAGAAAAACGAGAAUACCACCACAAGCGUGCCAACGGACUUGAGUCAAGAGGUGCGUGUGUUCUGUUGGGUCCUGACAAAGCGAAAGCAUCAUAAAACUAGGGCACAGCAUAUUAAACGUACAUGGGGACGACGCUGCAAUAAGCUAAUCUUUAUCAGCACACAGUAUGAUGAAGAAUUGGGUUCUGUCACAGUAACCGAACAGAGAGAUUCUCGAAAUGCAUGGCCGAAAGCACAAGCGGCGCUUCAGUAUAUUUACACACACCAUUUAGACGAUGCGGAUUGGUUCUUCAGGGCAGAUGAUAAGACAUAUGCAGUUAUGGAAAAUAUGCGAUCCUUUCUCUAUAACUAUUCAUCCGAGUCGCCAAUAUAUUUCGGUCAUAAAGUUAAGAAUCACAUUUCCGCUGAUGCUGGCUAUGUGCUUAGUAAAGAGGCGCUUCGCCGUUUCGUCGAGAAAGCACUACCGAAUACCACGUAUUGCGCUCAGAACAGCAGCCGUACCGAGACCAUUGAGUUGGCUCAAUGUCUGGGAAGUGUCGAAGUAAUUGCCGGCGACUCACGUGAUCAGCAGGGUUGUGUCCGUUUCGUACAACUUCAUUUAAGGAAACACCUAAUGCCUGUACGCAGGAAUCAAGACAUUUCAGAAAGUGAAGAGAGCUGGACUUGUUGCUCGGCCACGGCUAUUGUCUAUAAUUACAUAGCGCCGCAUGAAAUGUAUGGUCUGGACCACUUCAUAUAUCACGUAAGAACCACUGGUGUUGGUAGUACAACAACAACAUCACUGCCGUUAAAUUUAAACCAGAGCGAGACAAAAACUUUUAAAUCUAACGAAACUGUAGCCCCGAUAAAUGAUAAGUAUCGUAAGACUUCGACAAUAGUGAAUUAAUUUAAUUUUAACUUUAAGUUAAAAUAAUAAAUAAAAUGCGAAUUAAUUGUGAAAAUCUACACAAACAA